GGGCUGCGGGGCGCAGAGCGUGUGGUGCGGAACUGCGGAGCGGGGCGCUGUGCGCCGAGCGGGCGUCGUCGCCGUCUUCCGGUUCCGGCAGCCCUCUUGGCCUCUCAGCUACUGUCUGGCUCUUAGCAUUUCACGGUGAACCCGGGAUCUUGUACUUUCAUCGGGCCCCGGAAGAGCCGCAGGAGCAUGCAUGAACUGCAACUGGCUCAUGCACCAAAGUCUCACUGGCAGAGUUACAACAUCUGCCCUGAGGUGAUGAGAAGGUUUUUGUUACUCUACGCGACACAACGGGGCCAGGCAAAGGCUAUAGCAGAAGAAAUAAGCGAGCAGGCUGUGGCCCACGGGUUUUCUGCAGAUCUUCACUGUGUUAGUGAGUCAGAGAAGUAUGAUCUGAAAACUGAAUCUGCUCCUCUGGUGGUGGUGGUCUCCACCACAGGCACAGGGGACCCGCCUGACACAGCCCGCAAGUUCGUUAAAGAGAUCCAAGACAAGACGCUGCCAGCUGACUUCUUUGCCCACCUGCGAUAUGGACUGCUGGGUUUGGGUGACUCAGAAUACACAUACUUCUGCAAUGGAGGGAAAAUAAUAGAUAAACGACUUCAAGAACUUGGAGCCCAACAUUUCUAUGAAACUGGGCACGCUGAUGAUUGUGUAGGUUUAGAACUUGUGGUAGAGCCUUGGAUCACUGGGCUCUGGGCUGCUCUUACGAAGCACUUUCAGACAAGCGGAGAAGAGAUGAGUGAGGCUCUCCCACGGCCAUCGAAUGCCUCUGCGACCGCACAUCCUGGGAAGUUGGAGCACAUCGAGUCACAAGUUGAGCUUCUAAGAUUGGAUGAUCCAGUAAGGAAGGAUGCCGAGGUUUUGGAAGAACAUGAUGUGAAUGGGAGUCAGUCAGGCGAUCUGACUGCAGACCUAGAGUCCUCCCUUGUCCACUCAGCACCUCCACUUUCACAGGCCUCUCUGAGCAUUCCUGCUUUGCCCCCAGACUAUCUGGAGGCUCAUCUUCAGUCGUCUCCUGGCCAGGAGGAAAGCCAAGCAUCUGUGGCCUCAGUGGAUUCAGUUUUUCAAGUUCCAAUUUCAAAAGCAGUUCGGCUUACUGCAAGUGAUGCCGUCAAAAUCACUCUCCUGCUAGAGCUGGACAUUUCUAAAAUUGAGUUUUCCUAUCAGCCUGGAGAUUCCUUCAGUGUGAUCUGUCCAAACAGUGCUUCUGAGGUACAGAACCUGCUGCAAAGGCUGCAGCUUGCUGAUAAGCAGGAAUGCCGCGUCACCGUGAAAGUCAGGGCGGACACGAAGAAGAAAGGCGCCACCUUACCCCAGCAUGUGCCCGACGGAUGUUCUCUCCAGUUCCUUCUCACCUGGUGUCUUGAAAUACGAGCACUUCCUAAAAAGGCGUUUUUGCGAGCGCUCGUGGACUGUACCAGCGAUGCUGCAGAGAGGCGGAGGCUGCAGGAGCUGUGCAGUAAGCAAGGGGCAGCUGAUUACAACCGAUUCAUCCGCGACGCCGGUGCCUGCCUGCUGGACCUGCUUUUCGCCUUCCCGUCCUGUCAGCCACCACUCAGCCUGCUGCUCCAACAUCUUCCUAAGCUCCAACCAAGACCAUAUUCAUGUGCAAGCUCAAGUUUAUUUCAUCCAGACAAGCUUCAUUUCGUUUUCAACGUGGUGGAGUUUCCCUCGGUCCUGCGGAAGGGCGUGUGCACGGGCUGGCUAGCCUCACUGGCUGCCCCACUUCUUCAGCCAGACUUGGAAGCCCCUUGUGGAGACAGCGGAGUGGACCUGGCUCCCAGGAUCUCCAUCUCUCCUCGAGCAACAAAUUCUUUCCGCUUACCAGAUGACCCUUCGGUCCCCAUCAUAAUGGUGGGGCCAGGAACGGGCGUGGCGCCCUUCCUCGGCUUCCUUCAGCACAGAGAGAAACUUCAAGAACAACACCCGCAUGGAAAUUUUGGAGCAAUGUGGCUGUUUUUUGGCUGCAGACACAAGGACAGAGACUAUUUGUUCAGAGAAGAGCUCAAACGGUUCCUCAAGCAUGGGAUCCUGACUCACCUGAAGGUCUCCUUCUCCAGAGACAUCCCUCAGGGGGAGGAAGAGGCCCCAGCAAAGUAUGUGCAGGACAACCUCCGGCUUCACAGCCAGCAGGUGUGCAGGAUCCUCCUUCAGGAGAACGGCUCCAUCUACGUGUGUGGAGAUGCCAAGAAUAUGGCCAGGGAUGUGAAUGACACCCUGGUGGAAAUCAUGAGCAGAGAGGCUGGAGUUGACAGACUGGAAGCAAUGAAAACGCUGGCUUCUCUAAAACAGGAACGACGCUAUCUGCAGGAUAUUUGGUCAUAAAACCAAAUACUAAAAGACAGUUUUACUGAAAGGAUGAUAAAUUUUUUUAAAACAUCUCUUGAGAGCGGUUGGGCAGGGAACAGCAUAGCAAACCUCCUGGUGCCAUUUCACAUGCCUCUGACCUACCCCAUCCCUGUCUGCAGCCCUCAUCCAGCACUGUGGGCUCCCUAGGAGGACAGGCUCCCCAGGGGGACAGGGCAAUCACUGCUGCUUACCCGUGUCCUUGCACAUCAUGGAAAAUCUGUAAAAGUAACUUAUCUUUCUGUGAUGUACACUCAGAAUAUUCAUAUGGAUAUAUUUAAAUUAUACAUGUAAAGCAUAAUUUUUGCAUGUUCAUGUAAGAUUCAAUGCGAUUUAUUAUCAGUUAUAUUUCUGGUAUAUUGUCAUUGUAAGGUAAUCUUUAUAAGGAUUUUGUGCUACUAGAAAUGUAUUUUGAAAUUCUACUCUAUUUUUAUCACAAAUAUUUUUAAUAUCACAGUUUACUCAGUUUACAGAAGACAUCAUGUAUAUGUUUUAGUCAUGUUCCAGUGUUUUUCCUCAAAGAUUUUCAUUUCUGCGCCCAUUGAUUUUAUUUAUUUAUUUUUUUGGUCUUUUUGAGACAGGGUCUCCCUGUGGCCCUAGCUGUCCUGGAACUCACUGUGUAGAGCAGGCUGGACUUGAACUCACAGACAUCCGCCUGCCUCUGGCCUCCUGAGUGCUGGGAUUAAAGGUGUGCGCCACCAUGCCUGGCCUGUUGAUGUAUUUUUUUUAAGUUUUCUCAAAUAAUUUAUUUGACUUCGGUGGUAGCAGGCAAAUUGAUCGUAGCUAUAAAAUACUGACUUCACUGAGUCAGAUUUCAGGUACAAGUUCUCUCUUGAAAGUUGGGAAGGUAGAAAAGUGGGUAGAGGGCUCUGCGUUUGCUGCUUGCGGCUGACACCUGACCUGACAAAGCCUGGUAUGCUGUGGCUCAGAGCUCAGUGCACAGUGGUCAUGGUGGGGAAGCCAUGGCUGCAGGAGCUGGAAGCAGCUUGUCAUGUGACAUCCCAGUCAGGUGGUGGGGUGGGGAGGAGUGCUCAGCUGGCUUCCUCUUGAUGCAGUCCAGGACCCCGGCCCUUUAGUUAACCUAAUGUAGAUAGCCCCUCAGACAUGCCAGAAAUGUGUCUCCAGGUGAUUCUGGGUCCUGUCAAGGUGACAGUCAGCGUAAGCCAUCACAGGUACAAUAAACCUUUCUACUAAAUCUAGUAUAGUGUCUCAUUGAAUAGUUUGACAGUUAAAAAACAAAUCUCUACCUGUCAAAGUCAUUUUGAGAAAGAAAGAUCUGAAGAAGAAAUAAAAGUCUCAAGAUGUGAUGAGG
Messenger RNA from Nannospalax galili (Upper Galilee mountains blind mole rat), 3658 nucleotides. RefSeq names its product 5-methyltetrahydrofolate-homocysteine methyltransferase reductase (gene Mtrr). Gene Ontology annotation, biological process: homocysteine metabolic process. Bases 187 to 2325 code for a protein of 712 amino acids. Gene Ontology annotation, molecular function: [methionine synthase] reductase (NADPH) activity; FMN binding; flavin adenine dinucleotide binding. Lineage: Eukaryota; Metazoa; Chordata; Mammalia; Rodentia; Spalacidae. The record is from RefSeq and is a predicted model, not a curated record. Gene Ontology annotation, cellular component: cytosol. The transcript is spliced from 15 exons.